Penicillium atrosanguineum is the source of this 708-nucleotide messenger RNA. RefSeq lists its product as uncharacterized. The coding region runs from base 1 to 708 and encodes 235 amino acids. The transcript has a single exon. Lineage: Eukaryota; Fungi; Ascomycota; Eurotiomycetes; Eurotiales; Aspergillaceae. The record is from RefSeq and is a predicted model, not a curated record.
AUGGCCCACGAAGACUCCAAAGGCCGCUCCGAGGCGCCACCGCCUUAUUAUUCCGCAUCCGAAUACCCCGUGGACGAGAAGUCGGAUGCCGAAUUUGUCCUUCCACGAGAGUCGGAUGAGCCUGGGUUCGCAGUUUCGUCCACUUUGUCAAGGGGACUCCAGGUGCCUUCACGGACUUCGGCCUGCAGCUCGGGAUUUGACUUCCCUGAAGAACUCACUCGAUACGGGAUAUCACAAGAACAUUGGCGCCAAUUUACACAAGCAAUCAAAGACGAAGCCAAGCUCUCUCGGCAACAAUGGACCACGGUGAUCGGCCGAGGUUUCGGGACGCUUGCCGUCGGCGGCCUCAUGAUCGGCUUCCUUAGCGCCUUCCCAGCUCUGCUUGUCGCUCGUACAUCCCAGAAAAACCAAGAACGACGGAACUUGAUUGCCAGUAUGGCCGGUGCACGUGGAGAGCAUCUUACACGUCAUAUCUUGCAUUGGAAUGAGACUUUCUUCCGACCUCGAGGGGUUUUGAUCCGUGUCGACCUGCCAAAUGAAUAUCUCGACGAUAUGAAGAGUAUGGAUCUUCAUAAAAAUACCAAAAAGCCUCGAUCCGAUCAAGAGGCACACCAGAAAGCAGCCCUGAAGGCACGGAUUGUGAUUAUCCCCUUGGACGGGUCCCCUGGGGCAUCUGGGAGCACUUCGAGACGAGAAUCGUACGCAUGA